Molecule: messenger RNA, 922 nt
Organism: Gilbertella persicaria
Lineage: Eukaryota; Fungi; Mucoromycota; Mucoromycetes; Mucorales; Choanephoraceae
Exons: 1
Coding region: 475-810 (111 amino acids)
Source: RefSeq, a predicted model, not a curated record
UGCAUUAAGAGAUACAUGACCAACUUUAAGUUAUGCCUAUAAAAGGAUAGAUAUCCUUUCGAUAAAGCACGCACGGUCUAAUCAAAGACCACCUGUUUAGGGACAAACAAAAAGAACGGUUACUCUAUUUGAGCAACACGUGCUAUCAGCCUACUCAAGCAGUAGAGAAUACGAUUAAUUAUGAAAUCAACUAGAAGAUAAUAUGUGCAGAGAAACACAGCUUAUAUUGGAUAUAAAGCUUUGAUGUUCAAGACUGAUUAUAUGCCCCCUUUUUUUUUUGUUAAACCACAUGAUAAUCUCGCCUGAUGUUCCCCUUCAUCUUUAGCAUCGUAUAAAGCCAGACUUAUUUAUGCACAACGAAUUCUAAUGCAAUUGUAAAAUCACCUGCCUGAAAGAACAUCAAUAUAAGUCCAUUCUUUCUUCUUUUUCUCCUUUAUUUUCUUUAACAAGAUCGAUUCUCGGUUCAACACCAGAAUGUCCCAUUUAUCCAACACAAAAGCUAUACAUCUCGAAACAACACCUCGAGCGUAUUAUGAGUAUUACAUGACAGCUGCGCCUAGUUAUGAUUUGUACCCAGGUCUUUCUCGUCGCCUUGUGAAUGGCCAUGUACAUCGACCUACACGGCCCAAGCGCCAACCAAAGAGACAAGCCCAUUUUUUAAAUAUCAAUAAUACGAUGCAUUUACGACGUAAUUAUAACGAACAGGAAGACCCCUUAUGGCAACCUCAACAACAGCAACAAGGGGAUAUGACUCCGCCUUGGGAUUUAUAUCCUGCAAUAUUACGUAGAGUAUGUGUAUAUGUGUUAUGAAUUCCUGCGUGUACUGAUUACGUUAUAGGUCGAGAACUUUGGUACAGAACAAAUGAGACAGAGACUUCAUACGAUGGAAUCAACCAUUACACUGGUGUAAUAUACUUUAUUA